AAAAAAUCAUUCGUUAAUGGUGGAAAACGAAUGAAAAAAAUGAGAUGAUAAACACGACGAGUAUCAAAUAUUGAAAGUGGCGAAUUGGUUGCAAUCGGCGUCAUUAAUGUACUAAAACAGAAAAAAGUGGCCGUGUGUUCGUUGAUUUCUUUUAACAUUUUCCGCCAUUUUGAAAAGUACGAGUGUUAAAUUGGAAUUUUUAUGGACGCGUUGCUUGAAUAAAAAAAGUAAAAACUCGUGAAAAUAUAUAAAAUAAAUUUAAUUCAUAUAUAACAGAAAAUCAUUGUAACCGUUUCGUGAUGAUGAUGAUCUGCUGAUAUGUUGUGUUUUAAUGAUGGAAGAGCAGCAUACAACAAGAGGGAGUUGUUGAAGAAGCGCCAAAAACAAUAUGAACAAAAUUGUUUACAAAAACAUCCACAUACAUAAUUAGAGCGAUAUUGAAGAAGAAGAAAAGGAGAGAGCAACAAAAUUGCAGUAGUACAAUAUUUGUAGCAAAACAAAAACAAAAACAAAAAAUACAGCAGAAUAAACCGCAAAGCAGCAACAAAUUAAAAAAGAAAUACAUAGAUAAUAUAUAUAAACAAACAGCAACAAACAAUUAACACAAACACAUACAUACACUUUGAUAGUACGACGAAGAAAAUUGAAAUUGCGAAAUAACAAAAUUUCAUUUUAUUUAAUUUGAAUUGAACUUGAAUUUCAAAUUCAAAAUAACAAUUAAAGCCAACUCAACUCAACAAAAAUUGCUAAAUCAUCACAUUUGUUUGUUUUAGAUUGUCGUGAAAUAUUUUCAUUUCUUUUAUUCUUUAUUUUUUUAUUUUUAUAAUUAUAUUCGUUAAAUUAACUUAAGUUUAAAGUGUUCAAAAGCACACUAAAACACAAUAACAACAGAAACAGAAAAACCAAGUAGAAAUAGAUUUUUACAACUGGACAGACAGCAAAGUGAUAAGAGCGCGAAAAUUUUAAUAAACACAACAAACACACAUCUACACAAUUAACAAGCAAAAAUUUAAGUAAAAUAUAAAGCCGGAAAAAAGUGUAAAAGAUAUCAGCGAAUUUUAAAUUGUGAGAAAAUACAUUAAAAAAAAAAACAACCAAUCAAGGAGGUGAACAGAGAAAAAUUACAUAGCUAUAGAAAUAAACAAGUAGAAAAUAAAACAACAACAAAAUUGAGCAUCAUGGAUAAAAAUAUGAUGUUACCGAAACGUUCACGAUUGGAUGUUAAAGGUCCUUUUGCCAAUGGUCCCAUGCAGGCCAGACCACUGGUAGCAUUAUUAGAUGGACGUGAUUGUUCUAUCGAAAUGCCCAUAUUAAAGGAUGUUGCCACGGUAGCAUUUUGUGAUGCCCAAAGUACAUCGGAAAUUCAUGAAAAGGUUUUAAAUGAAGCAGUCGGUGCAUUAAUGUGGCAUACAAUUAUUUUAACAAAAGAAGAUUUGGAAAAAUUUAAAGCAUUACGUAUUAUUGUCCGAAUUGGCAGCGGUACGGAUAAUAUAGAUGUUAAGGCAGCUGGUGAACUUGGCAUUGCUGUAUGCAAUGUACCCGGUUAUGGCGUGGAAGAAGUGGCCGAUACAACAAUGUGUCUGAUAUUGAAUUUAUACCGAAGAACCUAUUGGCUGGCGAAUAUGGUGCGUGAAGGCAAAAAAUUCACUGGACCUGAACAAGUUCGAGAAGCAGCACAUGGUUGUGCUAGAAUUCGUGGCGAUACAUUAGGUUUAGUAGGUCUGGGACGCAUUGGAAGUGCUGUUGCUUUAAGAGCAAAAGCAUUUGGCUUUAAUGUUAUAUUUUAUGAUCCUUAUCUGCCAGAUGGCAUCGAUAAAUCACUGGGUCUAACACGUGUCUAUACUCUGCAAGAUUUACUAUUCCAAUCAGAUUGUGUGUCACUGCAUUGUACACUGAAUGAACACAAUCAUCAUCUAAUUAAUGAAUUCACAAUUAAACAGAUGAGGCCGGGUGCAUUUCUAGUAAAUACGGCACGAGGAGGUCUGGUAGAUGACGAGACUUUGGCGCUUGCCUUAAAACAAGGUAGAAUAAGAGCUGCAGCACUGGAUGUACACGAAAACGAGCCAUUUAAUGUAUUCCAAGGCGCCCUUAAAGACGCUCCCAACCUAAUAUGUACACCACAUGCCGCCUUCUUUAGUGAUGCAUCUGCUACAGAACUGCGUGAAAUGGCUGCUACAGAAAUACGACGAGCCAUUGUCGGCAACAUACCCGAUGUUUUAAGGAAUUGUGUUAAUAAGGAAUACUUCAUGCGAACCCCAGCUUCAGCAGUAGCGGCCGCAGCCGCUGCGUCGGUUUAUUCAGAAGGAUUAAAUGGAGGAUAUUAUGCAGGCGCAUUGCAACAGGCACACAGUACCACGCCACAUGAUGCCCCACAUACCGUAGGAGGAGUACCGUUAUCAGUGGUAGGCGGGGCUGCAACGAAUGUUAAUCCAUCGCCAGUACCAAACAUACCACCAGUACAUGUAUUACCACAGGUUGGAUUGCAGCUAGGACUUGUGAGUAGUAAAUCGCCCCAGACGGCGCCAGACCCUAAUAAUCAUCAUCCAUCAACAUCUAAGCCAGAGUCAUCGGAGGUUCAAUAGUUCAAAAGCACCGCCACCACCAAUUUUUCAUAAAUAUUUUAAACUUUUUUCUUUAAUUCAAAAACAUUCGGAAAAAGACUCUUUAGAAGUGACGCCAAACAACAACCAAGCAAUUCAACAUCUUGUAACAAUAACCUAUCAGACACCACAGCAAUAGUCGUCGCCUUCAUUAUUAACUACCCAAAACUCAUCUUCCUUCAAAAAGAUCAACAGCAACCACAAAAAAUGCUCAUGAUAUUUUGCAAACGGAAAGCAAAUCAAUGAAAUAUUUAAACAAAUUAUUGAAUAUUUGCUGAUUAUAUUGCCAAGCCAAAAACGUACUAAUUGUUAAAGUAAAUUAUUUUCAAAGAAUUACAAAAUACAAACAAAAAUUCUUCUAGCAAAAGAUUGAGUGAAAUAUGUACAUAUGGGUGUAAUUACGAAAUAUAUUUAAAAAAUGCCAGGCACACAUGUUCUCUGAUAUAAGCAGCAUCAUACAUCUAUAAAAAUCUGCAGUUUAAAAUAGUAUGUAUGUAUGUAUAUUAAUUCCGAAUUGUGUUCUUUAGCUACAAGUUCGUUUGAUUUUGAAAUGUUAUUAAAACUGAAAUAUAAAUAUGUAUGUAAGAGAAUAAGCGAAGCCGAACGAUUUACGCUUAAAAUUAAAUAAUAUUUUAACAUUUCUCUGAUUUGAAAUAUAAAAAUAAUGGCAAUAGAAGUAAAGUCCGUUAUCCAUUCAAUGAAAUGAUUAUAUGUAUUAUUAAAUGAACGGUAUUCGUAAUAAGUAUGUUGGCAAAUGAUACAAGGACCUGCCUUUAUUGAGUUUUGUUAAUACAAAGAACCAACCCAACGGUCAAAGAAGAUUUUAACUCUAUGGGACUUGGUUAAAUUUUAAUUAGAUUGUGAUCACAUAAAAUGUUUAUCUUAAAAAAGAUAUUUUUAAAAAUAUGUACAUACAUAUAUGUUUCUGCUGAUUAUCUACUCAACGGUUGUUUUAAAUUCCACAAGUGAGCCGUUAUUGGUUCCUAACUUAUAAAAAUUAUUUCUAGAACACAUAUUGAUAUAAAAAAUUAAUGUUUUGUAGCACAACUAUAGAGAUAUGAUAUUCUGCAGUUUCAUAUUAUUUGAAAGUUUUUGAAAUAUUAUUUUUUAGAUUUAUUAGAAAGUAUAAUGCAUCUUUGAUCUUUUGUAAAUAAAUUUUAACUAUUGGAGUUGUUUGUCUUUUUUUUUGUUGUUUUUCUACAGGGUAACAUUUUUUAAAUAUUACCCUUAACCAACGAAAACAUUACAUUUUAAAAAAACAUCAUCAACAUACAAUGUAGUUUAAGGGCAAAUCAAGAAAAGUAUGUAUGUAAGAUCUUGUAUUUAUGUUAACAAAGCUUUUAGUAAAAACUAUAUAUAAUUUUAGUUUCUAUAACAUUUCAAAGUGAUAAGCAAACUUUAACAAAAACACGAAAAUGUUUAACAGUGGUAAAAAUCAAAAAACUGUUUUUUUGAAACGAAUUAUUUAUGUAAGAGCAUAUUUAAACCGAAAUUUUAAAGAUACAAAAAUGCAUUAAAUAUAAAUAAAAAAUAUAUUUAUAAAUAUAAAGAAAAUAAUAAAUAUCUAUGUAUGUAUACAUAAUAGUAUAUGUAUGAAUGUACAUGUAGUUUAUCAUACCAUCACUGCAAAACACACAUCUACCUACAACACUACCAACCAACCACAUCCCUUCAUCAAAACAUUAUUGGAAAAAUGAAUACAAAAAAACAGAAACAGCCACAAACAACAUUUUAAAAAAGUCCUUAUUUUGAAAAACCCUAUAGAAAAACUAAUCUUUACCAAGAAAAAAGAACACGCUUAUUAAUUUAUCUAUAUUAAAUGAAUAAAAAUAAAUAUUACAAAAUAAAAACGCGCAUCAAUUUAAACGUUAAACAUUUCUCCUUCCUUCCCUUCUAAUAAUUUGUUUAGCCUUUUCCAUUACAAUGUGGCUUUAAUUAUUUUGCUUCCAUACUUCCUCAAUUGAUAUGCUGGAAUUAAGACAACAUCGAUAUGUCUUUCGUUUGCCAAACACCGCUCGAAAAAUUUCGUAUUUAAAAAAAAAACACACAAAAAAACUCUGCUUGAAAAUGGAAAUAAAACAACACAAAACCAAUCAACCUAACAAUCCCAUUUCCUUCUUCCAUAAAUUUUUCUUUCUUCCUACUUCUUUUUAAAAUUUUUUAUUUUAAUUUUUCUUUCAAUUUCUUUAUAAUUUUAAACUUUUUGUAAAGAAUUAAAUUAAAAAUAAAAUAAAAACAAAAUCCUUAUUACAUGUUAAAGUAAAGAAACAACAAAAAAUUUAAAAAAUUAAUAAAAACAAAUACAUCUACUGUAUCUAUAAAUAUACGUUAAUUUUAAGUAUAUUAAACUUAUGUCUUAAUUUUUAAUUUUCUUAUAAUUUUUAUUUUAUUUUUUUUAAUUUUACGUCAAAAUCAUAAGCUUUUUGGUAUAUUUCUAUGUUUAAAAAGAAACAAAAUAAGAAAUUUCUAAUAAAAAUAAAAAAAAGUUUUAAAUUCAGAUUAUGAUUCUGGUAGUUUUUAAGAUUAUAAACGAUAAUUACAAAUAAAGUAUAUAAAAAGCGAAAAA
Messenger RNA from Calliphora vicina (urban bluebottle blowfly), 5166 nucleotides. It is a transcript of the gene CtBP, whose product is annotated as C-terminal binding protein. Gene Ontology annotation, molecular function: transcription corepressor activity; transcription coregulator binding; DNA-binding transcription factor binding. Gene Ontology annotation, cellular component: nucleus. The record is from RefSeq and is a predicted model, not a curated record. The transcript is spliced from 8 exons. Bases 1179 to 2582 code for a protein of 467 amino acids. Gene Ontology annotation, biological process: regulation of transcription by RNA polymerase II. Lineage: Eukaryota; Metazoa; Arthropoda; Insecta; Diptera; Calliphoridae.